Messenger RNA from Calliphora vicina (urban bluebottle blowfly), 879 nucleotides. RefSeq lists its product as uncharacterized. The record is from RefSeq and is a predicted model, not a curated record. Lineage: Eukaryota; Metazoa; Arthropoda; Insecta; Diptera; Calliphoridae. Bases 1 to 879 code for a protein of 292 amino acids. The transcript has a single exon.
AUGGGUUGCUGUUCAAGUGCUAUUGCCAAUGAUAGUGAUAAAUUCAAUAUUACUCUAAAUGGAUACUAUGCCGCUACAUCGCAUCAGAGACGUGGUUCCAAAAGGAGUUAUUCUUCUCAUGUCAGUAACGGAUCAAGUUCAGGCGUUUCCAGUGCUUGCACUUCACCAUCUCGUCGCAGUAUUUUAAGUCGUUGCAGUCCUAUGCCAGCGCCAACUCAAGAAUCGAACGAACUUAAAGCUAAAACUCGGAAUUUUACUGUGACUCACAAAGAUGUUCCAACUGCCUUUGAGAUGUUGUCCAUUUGCGAUGACUUUGGAGAAGGGCCAAAACUGCAACAACAACAACAACAAGAGAAUAGAUCAUUUGGUUAUUAUUCCGAGUCGAUGUCUACGGGUAGUGCUGUAUCAACACCAUCCCACUCUUGCCUUAGACGUACCCAGGACACCAGUGAGCGUCCCGAAUCGCCACCUUUGACACCAUCUGCCAAUGACUUGGAAAUGGAAAUGUAUAUGAUGUCUCGUUCACAGGGUCUGAUGCCUAAAACAUCCUCCCCCAUUUUUCAACGUAAAGAUGUAACAUUCGAUGCUGUAGCGGCCGCCUCUCCACCCUCACAUUCAUAUCAAAAGUGGGCCAAUUACUUACAGAGCACUCCCACUUACUUGCUGCACAAUGUUACCGACAUUCCUGAAGCGAUAGCCGGCCAUUUCAGCCCCUUAGACUUUCCAGCCUUUACAGAUUUGGAAGACAUGGAGAGUGCAGCCAAAAGAUUCAAAGUAGACACUCCUUUGACCAACGAAAGUGAAGAAGAUGAGGUAUUUUAUCAGAAACAAAUACCCAAGCCUUCUAACAUAACACACACCAUAACAACGGACUUGUAA